GAGGAAGUCAGCACAAAAGCGAGCAGGAUUGGUCAAGCGAGACGAACUGGUGUUGCAUUCUGACUGCAUUCCAACUUUGUGGCAAGGCAAGAACAGGGAGAGGACCACUCGACCAUCGUUCUGAGGAGGAGUGUUGCAAUGUUUUGGACUGUCAUCAUCCUCAGUGCGGUCUUCAUUGGAGGACGCACGUCGCCAACCGUGAGUCCAUCUGCCCCGACAACCAGCAGCAGUGCAGAAGAAACAUGUCACAUCUUCGACUCGGGCCGCUCCGCAGACUGCUUGGGGAGGCAGCUGGAGAGCGUCCCAUGGAGACAAUUUCCGUCCACACUGGAGAAGAUUGAUCUAUCCUAUAAUAAACUUCAAGCAAUCCGUUCGGACGACUUACACCGACUUCCUCGCCUGCGUGUCCUUCUGCUGGGGUACAACAAUAUCUCGCACAUUGACAGUGACGCCUUCAGAAACAACAGCUUGCUGGAACAUCUGAACAUCUUCAACAACUCCUUGCAGGUAAUUCCUGCUGCUGUACUGACAUCUCUCUUGAACUUAAAACACCUGUCUAUGUCCAACAACCUUUACAAACGUGCCACACUGGCUGAAGGCUUCUCCAGGCUGGUCAAACUGCAGGUUCUGUCCAUGGGUGGGCCUUUGGUGGAGGGCCUGAAGAGAGAAGACUUUCAGCCACUGAAGAACAUCAAGUUACAAAGCUUCGCAAUCAAGUGUUCCUCCAACUUAAGCUACUACGAGCCCGGGAGUCUACGCAUUAUUCAAACUUUGCAGAUUGGCUUCGACAUGGCCAUAGACCAACGCCCCGGUGCCCUCCUUCACAUGCUGCACGACCUCGCCAACAAGACCUUCAAUGCCAUCCAGUUCCGCAACCUCUUCGAGUUCAUGUACUACAUGGGAGAUGAUGAUAUCUUCCAGGGUCUAAAGGACAUUAGAGCUUAUCAGAUCAUCUUCCACAGAGGGAAAUUCAACGAGAACCUCCUCAGGAUGGCGUUAAUCAACCUAGAAACGGCCCCCAUCAAGAGGGUCAGGUUGCAGUACAUCGACUUUGCGCGCUCACCAACUUUUUUUGACAGUGGGGCUGAAUCACGCAUCACAGACCUGAAGCUGGACAAACUGGACCUCUGGUAUAUCAGCAAUCCCGAUAUUCUGCGUUUUGACUGGCGCUUCACCUGGUUCAACAAGAUCAAGCAGCUGUCUAUUCAGUAUGUUUACUUUAACUCGGUACCUUGCGACGCCUGGGUGGAGAUGGCAGGUGUGCAGGUCCUCGAUGUCUCCAACAACCGACUCUUGGACGAAUACGUCUUUAACCAGCGCUGCAGCUACAGGGGUGCCAUGCCAAAUCUUCACACCUUCAACCUGAGCACAAAUGAGCUGACCAGCUUAAAAGAAUUGUCACUGCUCACCAGACAGUUCCAGAAUCUGCAAGUGUUGGACGUUAGCAAUAAUAAGCUAGGAUCUGCUGAAAGAAGCCAAGAUUGCGUUUGGCAACAAAACAUUACCAGAAUCAUCGCUCACCACAAUCAGUUCACAACCGAAGCCCUCUCUUGCCUGCCCACCACAGUGCACUUCUUGGACCUGUCCUCCUGCAACCUGGACCAGCUGGACGUAGCGUACUUUGAGAAAGCCACCAACCUGAAAGUGCUUCUGCUGAGUGACAACAAAAUCAAGUUCAUCCCAUCCAAGUGGGAGAGUUCAUCACUGCUGAGCCUGGCUUUGGAUGGCAAUUCAUUUGGUCUCAUUAGCAAAGAAUCAUUCCAGUUAAUGCCUGGACUUGUUCACCUAAAGGCUGGGAACAACCCUUACCACUGCACCUGUGAACUACACGCCUUCAUUGAAGAAACCAAGGAUAAAGAUCAGUUCAAUUUGACAGACUGGCCUUGGAACUACAGGUGUUACCACCCAGAGCAGUUUCUGAACACAGUCAUAUCCCGAUACUUCCCGAGUCAGGUGGCGUGUGAUGUCAGACUGGUUAUCAUCAUCAGCGUUGCAACAACAACGGCGGUCAUUCUGAUUCUGAUGCUUAUUUGUUACAUUUUCGACCUCCCAUGGUACACAAAGGCCACCUAUCAGAUCAUCAAGGCCAAAUACAGAGCUCAUAAGGAGAGAGCUGCAGGAGAUCCUGGACAUUUCACCUAUCACGCCUUCAUUUCCUACAGCCACUGUGACGCAGACUGGGUGAGAGAGCAGCUCCUGCCUUGUUUGGAGGACAGCAGGAACCCCUACCGACUGUGCAUACACGAGAGAGACUUCAUGCCGGGACGGUGGAUCAUCGACAACAUCAUUGAAAACAUCGAGAACAGUUACAAGGUGAUAUUUGUCCUGUCGCGGCACUUCGUCAACAGCGAGUGGUGCAACUACGAGCUGUACUUCGCCCAGCAGCGAGCCAUGGGGAAGACCUUCAGCGACGUCAUCCUGGUGGUCAAGGAGCCCAUCGACCCCGGCUCCCUGCCCAGCAAGUACUGCAAGCUGAAGAAGAUGCUGAGCACCAAGACCUACCUGGAGUGGCCUCAGGAGACCACCCAGCAGGCCUUCUUCUGGGCGCAGCUGAGGAGCGUCCUGGGGAAGCCCACGCCCUCCAAACAGGAGCGGAAGUCGUCCGCGGGGGGCCGUUCUCCGGCUCAGGGGGCCAGGAGGCCGUCUCCUAUUGGGGCAGCAGAGAACAUGAAUGAGGACAAAAUGAGUCAGCUGGAGAAGGCCAUGGAGAGCCUCAUCGCCGUCUUCCACUCGUACUCGUCCAAAGAGGGCGACAAGUACAAGCUGAGCAAAGGCGAGCUGAAGACGCUGCUGCGGCACGAGCUCACCGACUUCCUGGCCGGCCGCAACGACGCGGCCACCAUCGACAAGAUCAUGGCGGACCUGGACGAAAACGGGGACCGCCAACUGGACUUCCAGGAGUUUGUGGUCCUGGUGGCGGCGCUGACGGUCGCCUGCAACGACUUCUUUGUCGGCAGCUGCAAGAAGUAAAUAUGUCAAUGCUCACAACCUCCACCCUAUAAUAAAUAUAUUCAAACCGG
Nerophis lumbriciformis (worm pipefish) is the source of this 3020-nucleotide messenger RNA. It is a transcript of the gene tlr18, whose product is annotated as toll-like receptor 18. Gene Ontology annotation, biological process: toll-like receptor signaling pathway; inflammatory response. Lineage: Eukaryota; Metazoa; Chordata; Actinopteri; Syngnathiformes; Syngnathidae. Gene Ontology annotation, molecular function: signaling receptor activity; protein binding; calcium ion binding. The record is from RefSeq and is a predicted model, not a curated record. Gene Ontology annotation, cellular component: plasma membrane.